AUGCCGGUGACCUCAGCAAAGGCGCUGGGAUCCCUCCGCCUGGCAGCGAGUGGCGUCACCAGGCAGCGCCUCAUUCUCUCCAACAGCCCGCGCACCGCCGCCACCACAGCGAGAUGUACACAGCUGCGAAGCUUCACCAAGCUCUGCUCCCGACCUAGAACAGGUGCCCUGGCAGCGAACUCGGCCGAGCGACGCCAACUCCAGUCCCAGCUCCCACAUCCCAGCCUCGUGCUCGCUCGCGCGCUAUCUGGAAAGCCGCUGCCCCAGCGCAAGUCGUGGCUGCUCAACUUCCUCUACCGAGCUGCUGCGUGGGUUGGCAUCUCGAGUGUCGUCCUGGGCGGCGGUAUUUUGGGCUUCUUUUUGUACGACGCCAGCACCUACCAUGAAAAUGUCACGCAGAGCGACAUCGACGUAUCGCAGCUUGCGCUUCAUCCACGCCGCGGCGGCCCCAAGAAUCUACCAAUCGCCGAGGCAUUUAUCGACGACGAUGUGAGCAAGAGCAAGCCAAGGCUGGUUAUCCUGGGUGGUGGAUGGGGCGGCGUGGCACUCCUCAAAGAACUGAAUCCAGACGACUACAAUGUCACCGUCAUCUCCCCCGCAAAUUACUUUCUCUUUACCCCGAUGCUGCCAUCCGCUACUGUGGGAACCCUAGAACUACGUUCCCUAGUUGAGCCAAUUCGACGAAUCUUGAGUCGUGUGCACGGCCACUUUAUACGAGCUAAAGCAGAAGACGUCGAGUUCUCGGAGAAGCUGGUCGAGGUCUCCCAGCUGGAUCACACGGGCAAGGAGGUCCGCUUCUACGUCCCCUAUGAUAAACUGGUCGUGGCUGUUGGCUCUUCAACAAACCCUCACGGUGUCAAGGGCCUGGAGAAUGCCUUUUUCCUCAAAGAUAUCAACGAUGCGCGGAUGAUCCGGAACAAGGUCAUUCAAAACCUUGAGCUUGCUUGUCUACCUACUACCACAGACGACGAGCGCAAGCGGCUUCUUUCCUUUGUCGUUAGUGGUGGUGGACCGACUGGCGUCGAGUUUGCUGCAGAGCUCUUUGAUCUCCUGAACGAGGACUUGACUCGACACUUCCCCCGUCUACUACGAAAUGAGAUAUCCGUCCACAUCAUUCAGAGCCGAGGCCAUAUUCUCAACACUUAUGACGAAACGGUUUCUAAAUAUGCAGAGGAGCGGUUCAACCGUGACCAGAUUGAGGUGCUCACCAAUUCGCGGGUAAAGGAAGUUCAGCCGGACAAGAUUAUCUUUAGCCAGAAGCAAGAGGACGGAUCUGUUUUAACCAAAGAACUUCCAAUCGGCUUCUGUCUGUGGUCUACCGGUGUCUCUCCAACCAGCCUUUCUCAGAAAUUGGCAAAGAAGCUCGGUGAUGUUCAGACAAACCGACAUGCGCUGGAAACAGAUACCCACCUUCGCUUAAAUGGCGCUCCUUUGGGCGAUGUUUAUGCCAUUGGCGAUUGUUCCACCGUCCAGAACAACGUGGCCGAGAGCAUCGUUACCUUCCUCCGAAACCUCGCGUGGAAGCGUGGAAUCGAACCCGAAAAGCUCCAGCUCCAUUUCUCGGACUGGCGCACAGUUGCGCAGGACGUCAAGAAGCGAUUUCCGCAGGCGGUCAAUCACCUCAAGCGUCUCGAUAAGCUCUUUUUCGAAUUCGACAAGGACCAGUCCGGGACUCUCGACUUUGGCGAGCUGCGAGAGUUACUUAAUCAGAUCGACAGCAAGCUGACAUCGCUCCCCGCCACGGCUCAGCGUGCCCACCAGCAGGGAAGUUACCUGGCCCACAAGUUCAACAAGAUGGCGAGGAUCUCGGAUGCAAUGCUGGCAAACGAUAUCCGGGAUGGUGAUUUGGAUGCUGCCAUCUACAAGGCGUUCGAAUACCGCCACCUGGGUAGCUUGGCAUAUAUUGGAAACUCCGCUGUGUUUGACCUGGGUGAUGGCUGGAGCAUGGCUGGUGGACUCUGGGCUGUUUAUGCCUGGAGAUCAGUUUACUUUGCGCAGAGUGUGAGCUUCCGAACAAGAAGCUUGAUGGCGAUGGAUUGGAUGAAGCGAGGACUCUUUGGUAGAGAUCUUGUGGCUUUUUAA
Molecule: messenger RNA, 2082 nt
Organism: Trichoderma atroviride IMI 206040
Lineage: Eukaryota; Fungi; Ascomycota; Sordariomycetes; Hypocreales; Hypocreaceae
Molecular function (GO): calcium ion binding; NADH dehydrogenase activity
Source: RefSeq, a predicted model, not a curated record